Molecule: messenger RNA, 2451 nt
Organism: Ipomoea triloba (trilobed morning glory)
Lineage: Eukaryota; Viridiplantae; Streptophyta; Magnoliopsida; Solanales; Convolvulaceae
Product: putative pentatricopeptide repeat-containing protein At1g56570
Exons: 4
Coding region: 102-1799 (565 amino acids)
Biological process (GO): RNA modification
Molecular function (GO): protein binding; RNA binding
Source: RefSeq, a predicted model, not a curated record
AGGUUAUCUACUAUCUAGCUUUACUCAAAUAAAAAAACAACAAUCCUUUAUACGCCCGAGUUCUAUUUACUGAGACACAUCCAUGAAAAUAUGCUCAAGAAAUGAACGCCACAGCACUGUCCAAAACUGUUUCGCAUAUUAUUCCUCAAACAAUCCGAAGCUCUCUGAGCUGGAACCUGUAUUCUCCAAACCCACGAUUUUCCCCUAAACCCCCUUCAUUUUUGGCUACCAAUCUCCUCAAGUCCUACUUCGAUAAAGGUCUCAUCAGAGAGGCCCGCACACUGUUCGAUGAAAUGCCCGAGAGAGACGUUGUUGCUUGGACAGCCAUGAUUUCGGGGUACACUUCUUGUAACCUCUACCCAUGCGCAUGGGUAAUUUUCUAUGAGAUGAUGCGAGAUACUAGUGUCCACCCAAAUGAAUUCACAUUUUCAAGCACAUUGAAGGCUUGUAAAGGCAUGAAGUCACCUUCUUGUGGCGCUUUAGUUCACGGGCUGGUAAUCAAGCAUGGCAAGCAUGAAAGCAUGUAUGUUGCCAAUGCACUCUUGGACGUAUACUCUACAUUGUCGGCUAGCAUGAAAGACGCUUGUAUGGUGUUUAGCGAAAUCAGUGAGAAAAACGAUGUGUCUUGGACAACAAUGAUUGCUGGAUACACUCACCGGGGCGAUGGCUAUUGUGGUCUUCAAGCCUUUAAGCAAAUGCUAUUGGAGGGAGUUGAACCAAAUGCAUUUAGCUUUUCAAUAGCUAUUAAAGCAUGUGCUUUGAUCAGUCCAUUUUCAAAUGGAAGGCAUCUCCAUGCUGCAGUAAUCAAACAUGGAUUUGAUUUUAACAUUCCUGUGAUGAACUCCAUUUUAGACAUGUAUUGCAGGGGAGAUGACUUAAACGAAGCAAACCACUGUUUUCAUUGUAUGCCUCAGAGAGAUAUAAUCACCUGGAAUACUUUGAUUGCUGGAUAUGAGAAGUCCAAUCCAAAAGAGUCUAUCAACUUUUAUUUGCUUUUGGAGUUAGAAGGCCCAAGUCCAAAUACCUUCACGUUUUCCAGCAUUAUAGCUGCUGUCGCCAAUUUGGCAGCUUUGAGUUGUGGUGAACAAGUGCAUGGGAGGAUUAUACAGAGAGGCCUUGGGUGGAACUUGGAGCUAGCUAAUGCUUUAAUAGACAUGUAUGCAAAGUGUGGAAACAUCGCAAGCUCACGUAGAAUAUUUAAUGAAAUGCCAACAAAAAAUUUAGUUUCGUGGACCUCAAUGAUGAUUGGGUAUGGAAGCCACGGAAAUGGAAAACAAGCUACUGAAUUGUUCGAUGAUAUGGUUGGUUCUAGUCUUAGACCAGAUCGGAUUGCUUUCAUGGCAGUUUUAAAUGCUUGUAGUCAUGCUGGGCUAGUAGAUGAAGGCUUGAAGUAUUUUAGCUCAAUGGUUGAUGAUUAUAAUAUUGUUCCUGAUCAGGAAAUCUAUGGCUGUGUUGUUGAUUUGCUAGGGCGUGCUGGAAGAGUUAAGGAAGCUUAUCAGCUGAUAGAGAAAAUGCCAUUUUCACCCGAUGAGUCUGUUUGGGGAGCAUAUCUCGGAGCAUGUCUUGCUCAUAAGCUUCCCGAUUUAGGCACCUUGGCUGUAAGGGAAGUUUUGGGUUUGAAGCCGAAAAUUGCAGGGACAUAUUUGAUGCUCUCUAAGAUAUAUGCAGCUAAUGGUGAGUGGAAAGGUUAUGCAAAAAUGAGGAACAUGAUGACAAACUUGUCAACUAAGAAAGAGGUGGGGAGAAGUUGGGUUGAGGUUAGGAAUGAAGUAAAUGAUUUUGUUGCGGGAGACAAGUGACAAGACCAACUCAAAGAAUAUUGGGGUGAAUGAUAAAGGUCAAUUCUCAAAUAUGAAAUACCCAGACUGAAGAUCCUAGAAAUGUAGUAUGCUAUAUGAAUGUGGCUUGCCAUGUUCCUGAUUUGGAUUGCUUUCUACAUAAAAUCCUAGAAAUCUUAUGAUUCCUUGUUGAUGGGUCACCAACAUAAGGUAUGGGAGUCCUGUCAAUGGUUGAUUCGUUUCAUCAAAGUACCGGUGGAAGUCAUUUAUGAUGAUGCAGCCACAGAGUAUGCAAUCAGCUCCUCCACAACCAACUGAAUGGAGAUGUUGAUAAAGAGUUGCAGCCAGAUAAGGUUAAAGGGAUUCUGCCAACUUUAGAUGGGAAGCUUUUAGUUGAACAGGGAGGAAGUAUAUAUAGUUCUUGCCUAUCAUCAUGUACAAGCAGUCAUCUUGUGGUAGGAUCCAUAAAUCAAGAGGAGUUAAGGUCAACCAUGUUCUGAUGUUCUACAAUUUGUUGAUGCCAAAUGCAGGCUUAUUAUCUGUUGUAUAUUAACAAGUUUUUCAUUUGGAUUAACUCGUUUUAGAUUAAUACUAUUUAUGGUUGUAUUAAUGUUGAUCAAGUUUAAUUGGAUUAACUACUUUAAUAUUUGGGAAUAUAAGAAUACUGGACAUA